This is a messenger RNA of Andrographis paniculata, 2653 nucleotides long. RefSeq names its product G-type lectin S-receptor-like serine/threonine-protein kinase At1g34300. Gene Ontology annotation, molecular function: ATP binding; protein serine/threonine kinase activity. The coding region runs from base 26 to 2392 and encodes 788 amino acids. The record is from RefSeq and is a predicted model, not a curated record. Gene Ontology annotation, biological process: recognition of pollen; protein phosphorylation. NCBI's taxonomy places the organism in Eukaryota, Viridiplantae, Streptophyta, Magnoliopsida, Lamiales, Acanthaceae. The transcript has a single exon.
UGCACUGCACCACUCCAUCGCGGCCAUGGCGGCUUCUUUCCAAUUCCAAUUCCAAUACCUCUUCCUCUUCCUCUUGGCCGCCUCCUUCUUCAGCUUCUUCUCCUCCUCCCAGGCCCAGCCGCCGACCAAUCUCAGUUCCUUCACCUCCGCCGACUCUCCCUGGCGCCCCACCGAUAUUCGCACACUCCUCUCCUCCGACUCCACCUUCGCCGCCGGAUUCCGCCGCCUCCCGGCCUCGCAAAGCCUCUACACCUUCUCCGUCUGGUUCCUCAACGUCUCAUCUCCCGACAUCGUCUGGUCCGCCAAUCAACACUCCCCCAUCUCCGCCGCCGGUUCCUUGCUCAUUUCCCCCACCGGGGACCUCCGUCUCGUCAAUUCCUCCGCCGACCCUCGGAAUCUAUGGCCUUCUCCGGCAGUCAACGGCACCGGACUUUCCCUCCUCCCCACAGGUAACCUAGUUUACGGAAAUUUCCAGAGCUUCGCGACUCCGACCGAUACCAUUCUUCCAAAUCCCCAAAUUAACGAAACGGCGAUCGUUUCCAGGAACGGAAAAUUCAGAUUCGAUUCGAGGCGCCUUGUCUUGAUCAGCAGGAACGAUACUUAUUGGAUCAAUUUAGGCAAUUUCACCUUCAUGAGUUUGGAUGAUUUGGGGCAAAUCGUCUACGCCACCGACAACCGGAAAUAUUAUGCAGCCGAUUACGGCGUUCGCAAGCUGCGGCGACUAACUCUCGACGACGACGGCGAUCUCCGCCUCUACAGCUACGAUUCUCUGUCGAAUCGAUGGAUUGUCGGAUGGCGAGCUCUGUUUCAGCUCUGUGAAGUUCAUGGCACUUGUGGAGAAAACUCCAUUUGCAUCUACGACGCCUCAAAUCUUUCCACCUCCUGCGUGUGCCCUCCGGGCUACCGGAAUGUCGCCGGAGAUACCUGCGUGUUGAAAGUUCCGAUAAUGGACAUGGCUAAGAGCAAAUUUCUUAGGCUGGAUUAUGUCAACUACUCCGGCGGAUCGAAUCAGAGCAAUGUGAUGGCUGGAAGUUUCGCCAAUUGCGAGGCGCGGUGCUUGGCUAAUCGCAAGUGUUUGGGAUUCAUGUUCAAGUUCGAUGGGACGAAUUAUUGUGUCCUGCAGCUGGGGAGGAUGUUCGACGGCUACUGGUCGCCCAACACGGACGGCGCCAUGUUCUUGCGCGUCGAUGAGUCGGAGAUGGACACGGCGGGGAGCUUUGCUGGUAUGAUGAGCAUGGUGGAGGCUGUUUGUCCGGCGGAUAUAACCCUCCCGGUGCCUCGCCAAGAGUCGAAGUCGACUGCGAGGAAUCUUGCCAUCAUUUUUGCUAUCUUUGCAGCCGAGCUGUUUAGUGGCAUUUUCUUCUUUUCGAUGUUCAUUAAGAGGUACACCAAGUACCGGGACAUGGCGAGGGUGUUCGGGCUUGAGGUGAUGCCUGCCGGGGGACCGAAGAGGUUUAGUUAUGUGGAGCUUAAGGAUGCGACGGAUAAUUUCUCCAAGGAGAUCGGGAGGGGUGGCUUCGGUGUGGUUCAUAUGGGUAAAUUGAGCGACGGGCGUGUUGUCGCCGUGAAGAGUUUGAAGAACAUCGCCGGCGGGGAUGCUGAUUUUUGGGCGGAGGUAACGAUCAUUGCGCGGAUGCAUCAUCUCAAUCUCGUGCGGCUGUGGGGAUUCUGCGCCGAAAAGGGUCGAAGAAUAUUGGUCUACGAGUACGUGGCGAAUGGAUCGCUAGACGAGUUCUUGUUCCAAUCACCGGACGAGGAUAAGAAGAAACCGAUCCUGGAUUGGGAUAUACGGUACCGGAUAGCUGUAGGGGUGGCGAGGGCGAUGGCGUACCUGCACGAGGAGUGCUUGGAGUGGGUGCUGCACUGCGACAUAAAGCCGGAGAACAUAUUGGUGGGCGAGGACUUCUGCCCGAAGGUGUCGGACUUCGGGUUGGCGAAGGUGAAGAAGAAGGAGGACAUGAUGAGCGUGUCGAGGAUGCGCGGAACGCCGGGGUACAUGGCGCCUGAAUGGACGCGCCCGGACGAGCCGAUCACAUCCAAGGCUGACGUGUACAGCUUUGGGCUUAUUGUUCUGGAGAUGGUGAGCGGGUCCAGAAACUUCUCGCAGCUGGACUCGAAGGUGGCGAGCGACGAGUGGUUCCUGCCGAGGUGGGCGUUCGAGAAGGUGUUCAUGGAGAUGCGGGUGGAGGAGAUCCUGGAUAGUCGCAUCAAGGACAAGUACGAUAGGCGAGCGCAUUCGGAGAUGAUCCAGAGGAUGGUGAAGACGGCCAUGUGGUGCCUCCAGGACCGCCCCGAACUCCGCCCCUCCAUGGGGAAGGUGGCCAAGAUGCUGGAGGGCACGGUGGAGAUCACGGAACCUAAGAAGCCCACAAUAUUUUUCUUGGAGGAUUGAUUGAUUUGACUCAUUCACUGAACAAAUAGACAAUCAGUUUUGAGUUUUUUAUUUUAAAAAAUUAAAAUUAAUAAAAUGUUAAUAUAUAUAAUGAAAACCUCUGGGCCAUUUGCUACUUACUAGAAUUGAAGAUAAACGAGGGUAGAUAAUAAAAUUACGGAUAAAAAAAAUUGAAGAGAGAAUCAAAAUUAUUGUCUUGUUUGUAAAAUAAAAAAUUCAGUUGAGAAAUAUAUAAAAAAAAUACAGCUAUUUGAAUAGAUG